UUUUUUUUUUUCCCCUUUGGUUACGCCAAUUUUUCAGAUACCUUUUCGGCUACUACGAAUUUCCUGCUUCUCUGUUUCGCUCUGCACUCAGAGUUUGUAACUUUCGAGAUCUCGACGUCACGUUUUAUCUGUUACGCCGAAGUCCUGCGACCACAGUGAAAAUCCCUUUUCGCAACGUACGCGUAACGUUCCUUCGUUAAAUAAUCCUAUGGCGUUUUACAACGCGUUAUUAACAGACAUCAAUAAAACGUCUAGUGUCGAGUACGUGAGGUGUGUUUGAAAAUACAAAAAAGUAAUACACGUGAUAAUUUCAUUAUCCACCAAAAGCAUAUCCACUCAAGAAAGUAUAUCAAAAAAAAUUCAACCAAGAAAUCGACCAUGUCGAAAGUGAUAUAAAUCGCAUAAAAAAAAAGUGCAUCUCACUCCAAACAAUCAAAAGCAGCAGAGUGCGCCAAUAUAAGCUCAUAAAACUGCAAUUGAAAAAUCAAAACUGCCUGCGAUACUAUCGAUCCGCUGCGAUCCAGGAUAUCGAAUUCUUUGAUCGAAUCUAAUUGGGAGGGAAAGGAGGCGAAGAGAAAAUCAAAUCUUUUUUUUUCCAUUCGGGUCCCUUCGGCUAAAGUCGGUAAAGAUCGUCGGAUUGGCUACCAAACUGCCCCAUUUCCAAAAAAGACCUCAUUACCCGUAAGAAUUUAUUAAAGAGACAAUUUUGAGAGAGAGAGUUACCUGACUGAUCUCAAAAUCAAAAUUCGUCAUUAGCAAAUUUUAACGUUUCAUCGACGUAACGAUAAUAAAAUUCAAAAAAUACCCCAAAAAGUGCAUUACCGAAUUUCGACCAAAAGAAAAAGACUAGUUCUCAAAGCAUAAAUACUAAAAAUCAAAAUCCACAAGGAAUCCCAGUAUCCGCAAAAAAAGUGCCAAGAAAAUCCUGUAACACGUUUGACCGAAAUCGAAAAAAUUCAAAAUGCUAAAAACGUAAUCAAAAAAAUCACAACUGUCAGUGAUCAAGAAGAAAAUCCAAAAAGAAUGGACUGACCUAAAAAAAAACCGCAAGAAAACUGACGACUCUGCACCGCAAUCAAUUCCCAAAAAAACGCAUAAAUUGGAUCUCAAGAUAAAAAAAAUGGAUGCCCUCGAACUUCAAGCGGCGCUGGUCAAGCUGGACCCAGCGACAACGGUAACGCCGAUCGGUUCCAGCGUCAAGCUGAUACCCAUCGAUCGCAUGUCUUUUUACGUGAACGACGAAGGUUACCUGACGUGUCGCAAUCCGACGGAGUCCCAGGACGAAAAGUUGACGGAGAAGUUGCAGAGCGUCGCCACGACCACCGGUCCGAGUAACGGGGGUGGCGGUAGCGUUGGCUUAGGCGCUGGCGUAGGCGCUGGCGUCGGUCUGCCGGCGUCAAAUCGUAACCACGAGAAUCCACAGGCAGGGGCGUCGAAAUGCGUCCUUGGCGAGGUCAGGUGACGCCAACCUUGUUUCGGCGUCAAUAUGGUUUACCAUACGUAUCCACCCCAUAGGGGUGGAAAGCACCAUGGGAAACAUCACGUAAAGGAAAAACGUCACUAUCACCAUCACACUAUUCAUCAUCAGCAUCAGCAUCACAGAACG
This is a messenger RNA of Cephus cinctus (wheat stem sawfly), 1606 nucleotides long. RefSeq lists its product as uncharacterized. Bases 1121 to 1462 code for a protein of 113 amino acids. The record is from RefSeq and is a predicted model, not a curated record. NCBI's taxonomy places the organism in Eukaryota, Metazoa, Arthropoda, Insecta, Hymenoptera, Cephidae. The transcript has 2 exons.